UGCUCCAAUUCUCCAGAUGGCGCUGUUAACACUGAAACCGUUGCAACGCGACAAGCACUUACCGAAGAAGACAAGAGAGCUGCUUUUUUCAGUCAGAAGAGAUCAUGCAACCCAUUUUAGGUUCAAUUUAUUGAUUUGACGCAGAUGUUUAGAAGUAGUUUCUACUAUUUAAUAUUUAGAGCACGUGUGGAAAUGGCCGCAAACCCGCCCGGACAAGGAUUUCAAAACAAAAACAGGGUUGCUAUUCUAGCUGAGCUGGAUAAGGAGAAGAGACGCCUGAUACAGAGUCAGUCUAUGAAUAAUCCAGGAGCCAGCAUUCCACUCUCUAGACCAGCAGUAAAUAAAGAGUUCAGGGAUCAGGCUGAACAGCAGCACAUUGCAGCACAGCAGAAAGCAGCUUUACAGCACGCACAUGCACAUUCAUCCGGCUUCUUCAUCACUCAGGAUUCAUCCUUUGGUAACCUUAUACUGCCUGUGUUGCCAAGGCUCGACCCGGAGUAAAUAAGCAUAAGCUAGGACUGUAUUACUGUUUUGAUCAAUUUGCUACUCUGACAUAGACAUGCUAGAUGACUUUCAUUUUUUCAUGAAUUGUUUUUAUAUUGUUGUAUGCUAGUCAGUAUUUUUUCAUGAUUUUACAUAAAAUGGAGAAAAGUUAAA
Ctenopharyngodon idella (grass carp) is the source of this 657-nucleotide messenger RNA. RefSeq names its product ints3 and nabp interacting protein (gene inip). The transcript has 4 exons. Gene Ontology annotation, biological process: DNA repair. The record is from RefSeq and is a predicted model, not a curated record. NCBI's taxonomy places the organism in Eukaryota, Metazoa, Chordata, Actinopteri, Cypriniformes, Xenocyprididae. Gene Ontology annotation, cellular component: nucleoplasm; nucleus; SOSS complex. Bases 145 to 501 code for a protein of 118 amino acids.